AUGAGUUAAUAAUUUACUUAUUAUUCAAAUGAGUUAUGCUAAAUACAUCAAGAACCUUGUACUAAUAUGUGCAUCAACACUAAAUGUCUCUAACCUUUAUGUCCAGAAUGUAUUGAAAUUCAUUUUAGAGAACAUAAAGAAUGUUAGAUUGAAAGUUUGAAAUCUUGUAGAAUAAAUUGUUCAAAGAAAAUUCGUUAGUCAAUUUCAGAAAUGAAUUAAAUUUUGUCUUUAUAAGAAAUGAAAACUUUAGAAAACUCUACAUAAUACAUUGAAAUGUGUAGAGAUUCUCUUUAGUAAUUGAAAUAACAAAUAAUUGAUAAAAUAGACUAAUAUAAUAAGAAGCUACUUCAAGACUUUAGUACUAAUCUUAUUUAAGCAUUUAAAGUAAGAUUUAUGAAUAUUAGUAUAGGAAUCAUAAAUAAGGGAAGUUUACAAUAGAAUCAAAAAUUUGAUUUAAUAAUUAGAUGAACUAGAAACAAAAUUAGAAACCUAGAGCGAUUGUUAAAUAAAAACUAUAAGAAGCGUUUAUUUAUUAAAUACUUCAUAAUUGAUUUAAUCUGCUAAUUAAGAAGCAUACAAGGAAAUUUUGAAAUUAAGUAAUUAUUUAAUAUAAUAAGAAUUUCCAUUACUUGUUGUCUCUUAAAAUUUGAACUCAAAACUUGAUGAAUUGUUCACUUAAUCAAUUUAGAUUUAAUUUAAAAAGACUACCUCUACAAUGAUAAAAAUAGAAGAAAAAUAAUAAUUGACAAAUAAUCAAUCAAUAAAAAUUUAGGAUGAUCAAACUUUGAAUAAAAGUCCAUAAAUUUCUUAGAUUAGUGAAAUUUAAUAGAUUAAGAAAUAAUCAGAUUUUGCAAUCACAAUGGAAGAUUAUCUUUUGCCAUCAGUUUAAAAUAAAAUGCUUCAUUAUUUUAAAUAUAACAGUUAUGAAUUAAACUUAAUUAAUCUUGAUAAUCUUAAGGAGUAAAAGAAAUAAAACUUAAAAAUAUCUUUUUUAAUCCCAAUAUUUCAUUAAUCAGUAGUUACUAGAACGGGUUAAUUAUACUUAAUUGGUGGUACUACAAUUGAUAAUAAUUAUCCUAAUAAUAAAUCAAAUGGGAUAUAUUUGUUUGAUAAAAACUCUUUAGUAAAUGUUGGACAUUUGUUAGUAAGUAGAUCCUCACAUGGUUGUUGUAUAAUAGGGGAUUAUAUUUAUUCAAUAUCUGGGCUUGGUUAAAAUCAAACUUUAGAAAAGACUUGUGAGAGAUAUAAUUAUAUAUUAAGAAAAAGUGAGUAACUUUAAGAUUGUAUUUAUCCAUCUAUAGCUUCUUGUUGUGUAAAUUAUAAUAAUUAAUUCAUUUACAAAUUUGGGGGAUUGUAUGAAAAGUAACAGAUGAAUUUUAUAGAGAGAUUUAAUAUAAAAGAUAUGAUAUGGCAGGUUAUUGAUCCUCAAAUAGCGAGUAAAGAGUAAUAUCAAUUAUAUAAAUUUAUAGCAUACAUUUAUUUAAAGGCUUUAAACAGUUUGCUACUGGAAUUUAAAUAUCACCUAAUACUUUGAUGAUUUUUGGAGGUUAUGAUGAAAAUACUGUUAGUUCAAAUCAAUCCUUUUUAUUUACUAUAAAAGGUGAAAAUCAUAUAUUACACAUGGUUAAUGUCAAACCUCUAAAAAUACCUGGAGGCUUUUGGCAUUAAUAAUGUAUCAUUUAUAAACAAGAAUUGUUUGUGAUAUAAAAUUAGGAAAAUAAAGAUGGAGAAAGUAUUGAAGCUAAAACUAUAUUGCAUUUUAAGGAUAGAUGGAUAACUGCUUGA
Paramecium sonneborni is the source of this 1785-nucleotide messenger RNA. The record is from the annotation of a GenBank genome assembly. NCBI's taxonomy places the organism in Eukaryota, Ciliophora, Oligohymenophorea, Peniculida, Parameciidae.